GGUUUCAAAUAAUGCUCUUCAAUUCUGUAGGAAGCACUUGAAAGUCCAAACCUGUUUGAUGGACUGGAUACUCACUCAUCACAGAAAACUGAGGCCUCACAACAUCACAGAGAAGAGAGAGAAAAGAUAUCUGAGAUAAGGAAGCAAGGGAAGAUCAAUAAUAUAAAUAAGAAGAAGGCUGGCACACAAAAGCACAUGGACAGCAAUAAAGCCAACAAAGUGGGGAAACCACGAGAUCUGGAAAAUUUUAUCCCUAGGCAUGGCAUUUUAAAGUGCACAAAGCACACAUCAGUGAAAAUGGUCAAGGAGAAACGUGGCAAUUCAGAAGGCAAGGAAGUAAUAGAACUCUGCCGCAAAUCAGUGAAACGUGUCAAAUUCUCAGAAGCAGAUGCUAUACUUGAGCUACCAGAACGACAAAGUCUCUGCAAGAUGUUUUCAGAUGCUAUGGCUUCUUCAUCGUCCUCCUCCUCAUCAUCAUCGUCAUUCACGUCUACCGAAGCAGACAAAUGCAUAUCUGCAGAAAGUGGUAGUUCUCAUAUGCCCAUGGAAGCUUUCACUAAGGCGAAAGAAGCAAAUAAGAAUUCAGAUCAUGAGGAUUCUCCAGACAAAUGCGUAACUGCAGAAAGUGGUACUUCUCAUAUUCCCAUGGAAGCUUUCACUAAGGCGAAAGAAGCAAAUAAGAAUUCAGAUCAUGAGGAUUCUCCAGACAAAUGCAUAACUGCAGAAAGUGGUACUUCUCAUAUUCCCAUGGAAGCUUUCACUAAGACGAAAGAAGGAAAUAAGAAUUCAGAUCACGAGGAUUCUCCUGAGCCUGGUAGCAGAGAGAUGUCAACUCCUUUGAUUGAUUUGAAUAUGGCGUUAUCGGAAUCUACUGAAUUGGACCAAAGGUAUGAUUCAUAUUCAGAGGUGCCAAAUCUGGAGCAUACACAUGAGGAAACUUUAAGUUCUCAUGUCCAAUUGCUUCAUGAGAGAGAAAACCGGAUGAAUUUUUCUGUUGUUUCACACAGACUGGAAAGUGAACAAUCUAGUGCUGACUUGGAAAGAACAACGAAUUCAAGUUCGGCGGGCACAUUUUUGCAUGGUGAGGCGAUAAAAGUUUCUGAUGUAGAUGCUGCUGGUCCUCCAUUGAGCUUAACUGAACUUGCUGAGACUCAUCGUGGUUGCAGUAAUAUUUCAGUAAAAGAUACUAUGACUAUGAGUACGUCCCCUUGUGCAUUGCCAGAUCAUACAUUUCAGGAUUCAUUUGGGCAGCACCAGAGUUGGUUUUCCACCAGCGGCAAAUUUUCUUCCGGGCCAUCUCAUGAAUCUAAUGUGUCACACAGUAAGGAGUUAAAUUUUCGUUCUCAGUUGAACGUGCCAAGUGAGAAUGGACCUUCCACAGGACAGACAGUUCGUUUGAUGGGUAAAGAUCUUCCAGUUUGCACGACCAGAGCUGAAUCGUUUUCCGAGACUGCGCGCAAGCAUACAGGUACUUUCACCAAUGACUACCUGAACGCAAAUGUGUUCUUGCCACAACAAGGACGGCCUUUUCUCUCUUUACAAGCUCAGAAUUUCCCCAAUGAUACAGUAAAUUCUACCAGUAUAACUCAUGCUUCAACAUAUCAUGCAAGCGCAAGUCAGGCAUGGACUACACAUGAUUACAGCCACCCUUUCCCUGCAGCUAAUGUACUUUCUGGAGAUCAGUUGCCAUAUGAAAACAGGUUUGUUGAUUUUUCAAACUCGCAGACCAAUCGGCUUUUUUUAUUGGGCUACCAACCUCCUCCCAAUCAUGGCAGUGCAGCAUUCCAACAGAAUUCCCCGUCGCGCCGCUAUUAUUCUGAUCCUAUCACUAGAACUGAACCACCCACAGCACCACCUUUGCCUACAACCAGACAGCAUGGUGCACCAUCUUCAGGUUUCCAUGCCAAUUUGCCUCAGCAACAUGUUGUGCAUUCAGCAAGCUCAUCAGUGGGUUUUACAUUCAACUAUCCAGGCCAGGUAGUUCAAGCAACUUCCAACAGCAUAAGAGAUCUGACCCUUUCGGCCAGAAAUACAGACAACAGAAUGGGGAGCGCUGUUCUUGGCAAUUCCAAUGCUUCGCCUAGUGUUCGCUAUGUGCAGAAGAGAUCAGGCCCAGUGAAGCUCACUCCUGGUGUGAAGCAUGUACUGGUGCCAAGCGAUUGCACAGGUGAUGGCGAUUCUGCGCCUGUGUACUCCUGUGUUUCGUUCAGAAGUAGGAACACAAAUGCUGCAUGUCCUCAGAACAAAGGAGCAUGAUACCCUUUGUGGAAGUUUUGCUUGGCUGCUGUUCCAUGAAUCUAUAAAACAUCGGUGCUGUUUUUAUUCAAUUUCAUUCAUUUAGUUGGAACCUUUUGAAAAAUGUUUGUUACAUUUUUUUUUCUGUUUGUGAUAGUAUUUCAAAUGAUUUGCUUCCUUCGUAAUUAUCUCCUCAUCUAAACCUGAAUCCAUGGCUGGUGUGGCCUAAGACAUGUACUCUGUUAUAUUUCUGUAUUGUUACUCUUGGUCUGGAAGCGAAAUAGAAAAUGUUACCUACAUUUUGUAUUUGCAAGGUUCAUUCUGAACAGAACAGGCCUGGAGCUCAUUAUAUAUUUUUGUCCUGAAAACCCGUCAA
This is a messenger RNA of Triticum urartu, 2611 nucleotides long. NCBI's taxonomy places the organism in Eukaryota, Viridiplantae, Streptophyta, Magnoliopsida, Poales, Poaceae. The record is from RefSeq and is a predicted model, not a curated record.